GCGGGGGAGGAGGGAGCACGCAGCUAACAGAUUGGCAGGACCUCGAGCCACUGACCUAGGACGACAACUUGAAGCCUUGUUAAGGGCUGUCGAAGUAGCCAAUAGCGUUCGCAGACUUGGCAGAAAGUAGCCAAUUCGGGCGGGAGGCGGAGCCUUGGCGGGGGAGGGGAGAGAAGCACCAGAGGCCGCCGAGGCAGAGAGCAGCUGUGGAGAUUCCCGGAGCAGUUGGCCGCUAUGAGUUACACAGGUAAGGACCGUUUCUGAUCAAGGAAGACCAGAUGGAAGAGGUAAACCCGAGCUUCAGAAACAGCCCCGAGUCUCAGGGAAUGAGGCCUCCAGUAUCCGGUCCGAGGCUUUAAGAUGGCGCCGUGCCCAACUUUUCGACCUCCCUUCCCUUUCAUCUUCCCCCUCCCCCCUCCCAGCCUUGGGCUAAAUUGGGACACGAACGCCCUUCAUGUAGGGCCCUACUUUGGUGACGCCGAGGCUGCCUCCUGGCUCUUAGCUGGGUGGGGCUUCGUUUCUUUUGGGGACUUUACUCUUUAGAAGGGGAGCGGUGGUUCUGGAGUCGGAGGACUCGGGUUCAAAUGUUACCUUCGGAACUUGCUGUCUGGGCGACCUUGGCCUAAUCUCCGUUUCCCUUUCCGUGGAACUAGAGGGGUGAGGAAGGGGGAAGGAUCGGACCCGAGAGAGGCGCCGGGGCAUGAGGUGGGAUUGGAGCUAGUCCGGCUCCGGGGAGGAAACAAUUGGGGGGCCGGGUCCCCGCGCACCUCACAGAUUCGAGGGUCAGCAAGCAGUCUGUACGUAAGGAAGCAAGGCAGGAGAUGCGCGGUGCGGGGCUGCAAGCUUCCGGUUGGAAACCGUGUACCCGGGCAGAAGGCUGGGUGAGCAGGGGAGGACCGCCGCCCCCGCUUCGCCAACCGUGUGAGACUCAAGAGUGGUUGUCUGAUACCGCGGCUGAACCCGUGAUCCUCUGAAGUAGCUUCGGUUGCCGGGUGACGGACACUCCCCUGCAUCCCCCCUUAGGAGUAGGUGGUAGAAUCUGCCAAGCCCCAGCCCCCUUUCCACCUCGUUGUCCUCUCUGUCCUGCUCGUGGUCAACUGGGCAGAUCCGGGCAGUCCGAGCGGGCUCGGCCUUGGCUGGGCUGCAACUGCCCGGGUAGGAGAAAGACAAAAUUCAAAGGCAUUUAAAAAGAAGAAACUCAAGAAGCGAUCGCCCAGGAUUAUGACUUAUGGCUGCAAAGGAUCUUGGAGGUCGUCUAGAACCCUACUUCCCGCAUUUAUUUACCGGGUUUGUCCAGGGAUCAGAAACAACUCUACAAUCUACAUUUUCUGAUACUACUGCCCAGCCCACAUGUGACUAUGGAUAUGGAACCUGGAAUUCUGGGACAAAUAGAGGUUACGAGAAUUAUAGUUAUGGAUAUGGAUAUGGUCAGGAUAAUACUACCAAUUAUGGGUAUGGUAUGGCCAGUUCAAACUCUUGGGAAAUUCCUAACUCCGACACAAAUACAAACCCUAAUGGUUCUGCUAGCACCGGUACCGAUAAUGUUCUGUCCAAAAUUAACCAGCGCUUUGAUGUGGUGUCUCACCUAGAAACUGACAUGAUGCAAGGAGCACUAUAUGGCUCAAGUGGAGACAGGUAUGAUUCCUACGAAGCGUAUGACUCCAGGGCUGCACUGAGCGACCGUGAUCUGUACAGAUCCGGCUAUGAUUACAGUGAGAUUGACCCUGAAAUGGAGAUGGCCUAUGAAGGCCACUACGAUGCCUACCGGGAUCAUUUCCGCGUCCGUGAUGCCUUUGGCCAGCGGGCACAGGGCUGGGCCAGAGAUGGCCGUACUAAUAGGCCUAUGGCUACGGGCUAUGGGCGCAUGUGGGAUGACCCUAUGGGGACCCGGGGCCAAUGUGUACCGGGUUCGUCCCGCCUCCCAUCCCUCUUCUCUCAGAACAUUAUUCCUGAAUACGGCAUGUUUCAGAGCAUGAGAGGCUCCUAUGGGAACAUGCAAUUUGGCUUCGGACUUGGCAGUGGGAUGAAACAAAUGAGAAGGACAUGGAAGACCUGGGCUACUACAGACUUCCGGAAUAAAAAGAAGAAGCGAAAACAGUCAAAUAGCACUGAUGAACCUGACAGCAAAGCAACUAAGACAGAUGGUUCUGAGAACAGUGACUCUGACAAUGAUGAGGGGACUGAAGGUGAGACAGUAGAAGGAACAGAAGCCUCUGAUACAUCUAGAAAGGACUCCAGAGCGGAAGGAGAAGAAGGAGGAAAAGAAGAUGGAAAGGAAGAAGGGAAGGAAGAUAAUGAAAAGGUUCUUCUCAGUGGCUGGCAGUUGUUGACGUCCGAGCCGUGGCCCCCUCGUUCCAGUUUUUACGGCUCUGGUUUGCGUGUCCUCUCCCUUAGCGCCUCUCCAGCCCCAGUUGGGAAUCCGUGUCCCCCAACCCGUGUGAUGAGCACCAGCAGGACCACUGACUAUUCAGGAGGAAAUCAGUCAAAUCAAACGCAAAUUGCAGGCUGGCAAGAAGACCCAAGAGAAACAGAAGAAACGACAGCGAGACCGCAUGGUGGAAAGGGCCCCCCGAACUGGUGUUUGCCUCCGACUCAGACUCUUGCUCUUGCUGGAUCUUCCUCGGCCAAGCCGGCUCCGGGCCCCUGGGCUCUCCAGACAAAGCUGUUCCCGUGGCCCAGAUAUGGACGGCAGAGGAUCCAGUUUGUGUGUUCUCUCUGCAAAUAUCGGACCUUUUAUGAUGAUGAGAUGACCAACCACUUAGACAGCAAGUUCCACAAGGAACAUUUCAAGUUUGUAGGCACUAAAUUGCCAAAACAGACUGCAGACUUUUUGCAGGAAUAUGUUGCUAACAAAACCAAGAAGACAGAAGAACGACGCAAAACCAUCGAGGACCUAAAUGGUGUUAUCCAGCAGAUUUAUAAAGAUCAAGACCUUACUCAAGAGAUUGCCAUGGAGCAUUUUAUGAAGAAAGUUGAGGCAGCUCAUUGUGCAGCCUGUGACCUCUUCAUUCCCAUGCAGUUUGGGAUCAUACAGAAGCACCUCAAGUCCAUGGAACACAACCGAAACAGAAGACUCAUGAUGGAACAAUCCAAGAAGUCCUCACUCAUGGUAGCUCGAAGUAUCCUGAAUAAUAAGCUCAUCAGCAAAAAGCUAGAACGUUAUCUUAAGGGUGAGAAUCCUUUCACAGAUGACCCAGAAGAAGAAAAGGAGCAAGAAGAAGGAGAGGGCAGUGCUCUAGAAGAAGGAGCUGCUGAAGGGGAAGAUGAAAACGCUACCAAGGAGAAAAGUACUGCAGGAGAACCAGAGCUUCAGUCAGGAGACCACCAGCCACCUGAAGUAACAGCAGGGGCUGGAGAACAAAUUCCAUCAAAAAAUUCAGUAGAGGAACAGUCAGCCUUGGAGUUAUCCCCAGAGGAGGAACCAUUGCCCUUGUUAGGGGGUGCCUUGCAGCAGCAGAUCCGGGGUAUUCCUGGUCUAGAUGUGGAAGCUGAUGAGGAUGAGGGAUGAAGGAGUCAACUCUUCAGGGAGAGUUUAGAUCUGUUUCAGAGCCAUCAUUGAAUCUUUCUAAGAGUGGUAGAAUGAGGGAAUUGAUAGCACCUACCUGGAAACCUAAUCUCAUUCUGACCCUUGAAAGCCUAGCCUCUUUUUUUGUAAAUGGUUAUGGAAAUAUAUAUAUAUAGAGAGAGAGACUGAGAGUGUGUGUGUGUGUGUGUGUGUGUGUGUGUUUUGUUUCAUGGUUGUUGUAGGAGGGGUGUUACGGAGCAGGAAGGAAUAUAGAGGACUGGGUAUUUUUUUUUUGAAACUCCAACUACAUAUCUGUUUUGAGCCUCUGAGUUCUGAGGUAACCUUUCUUUAGGGACAUCUUUUAUAGUAUCUGUAAUAGACUAUGUGAAAAAGUGUGAGCUCCUGGUCCUCUUCCUUAGGGAGCUUUGUAUUUAAUUAAAAGGUAGGUUGGUUCUGGUUUUGAAAGGGCUUUCUGGGGUAAAAGAAAUCUUCUUGUUUUUAGUUCUGCCAUUGGUCCCAACAACAACUCUUUCCUGUUUAGUCAUUUUGUUUUCAUCUCUUUCUUUGGCUGGAAAGCCAAAGUCAGCAUCAUAUUGUUUGUAAAAAUCUGAAAUAAAUGUUCGUUUGGAACUGAUAAAAA
Antechinus flavipes (yellow-footed antechinus) is the source of this 4145-nucleotide messenger RNA. It is a transcript of the gene AKAP8L, whose product is annotated as A-kinase anchoring protein 8 like. The coding region runs from base 1229 to 3508 and encodes 759 amino acids. Gene Ontology annotation, cellular component: nucleus; nuclear matrix. Gene Ontology annotation, molecular function: DNA binding; protein kinase A regulatory subunit binding. The record is from RefSeq and is a predicted model, not a curated record. The transcript is spliced from 16 exons. Lineage: Eukaryota; Metazoa; Chordata; Mammalia; Dasyuromorphia; Dasyuridae.